AUGACUACAACUCUUACUCCCACGGAGGAGGUAGAACACCAGCUGCAGGCACAUCCGUUGACACAAUCUUUGCGUUCAGACUCCACGCUACUCGAAACUCGCUACUAUCGAUAUGUACCGGAAUCUCUUCGUCCGCAGAUGUUUACUCUCGGCAGCCUUGUUGGGCCCGGUAAGCUACCCGUCCCCCCUCUGGCUUUCUAUAGAGCUGAGGGUGAAUGCUUCUACCUGAUUCUGUACAUUGGAUCAUCUGUGGCGGGCUAUCCGGGCAUGGUCCACGGAGGCAUGCUGGCGACGCUUAUGGACGAAGGGUUGGCGGGUUGUGCCAGUGCCACUUUGCCAAUCCAUGUGGCUGUAACACUUCACCUGAGCGUUGAUUAUCUAAAGCCGGCCCCGACAGAAGCCUUCUAUGUGCUCAAGGCCAAGGCUAGCAAGCUGGAAGGGCGAUCGGUUUGGGUGGAAGGCCAAUUAGAGAUCCUGGAGAACGAUCGGUGUGCUGGAGAAGUCUUGGUUAAGGGUCAUGGGGAGUAUAUGCAGCCCCCUUCUACGCGAUCAUUUUAUUCAAUUCUCUGA
Molecule: messenger RNA, 570 nt
Organism: Talaromyces proteolyticus
Lineage: Eukaryota; Fungi; Ascomycota; Eurotiomycetes; Eurotiales; Trichocomaceae
Product: thioesterase family protein
Exons: 1
Coding region: 1-570 (189 amino acids)
Source: RefSeq, a predicted model, not a curated record